Hypoxylon trugodes is the source of this 1058-nucleotide messenger RNA. RefSeq names its product DUF814-domain-containing protein. The transcript is spliced from 4 exons. Lineage: Eukaryota; Fungi; Ascomycota; Sordariomycetes; Xylariales; Hypoxylaceae. The record is from RefSeq and is a predicted model, not a curated record. The coding region runs from base 1 to 645 and encodes 214 amino acids.
AUGGUUUAUUAUUUCAAAUCGACGGUCGUGGACCCCCCGGCGUUCGUCUACGUUGGCAAGGACAAAUUUGAGAGUGGACGAGGAAUUAAUCAAGUAUGGCUGGGAGGAGGAUGUCUGUUUCACGUAGACAAACUCUCGAGUGCGCAUAUCUACCUAAGACUCAACGAGGGCGACACAUGGGACAACAUACCCGAGGAUCUCUUAACGGACUUGGCGCAGUUGACUAAGGCCAACUCGAUCGAAGGGAACAAGAAGGAUAAUAUCACCAUCAUCUACACACCCUGGUCCAACCUUAAGAAAGAUGGAAGCAUGGCUGUUGGUCAAGUAAGCUUCAAGGACCAACGGCGAGUCAAAAAGAUCCUAGUGUCCACACGAGAAAACAUGAUCAUCAACCGCCUCAACAAGACCAAAGUCGAGAAGCAACCUGACCUCCAGCAAGAGAGAGAAGACCACAGAAGAGAAUUAAGGAAGAGGGAUCAAGCCGCGCAACAACAACGGAAAAAGGAAGAAGCCAGAGUGCAGAAGGAGAGACAAGAGAAAAAAUGGCAAAAGGAUCACGCCUACGAUGACCUAUUCACAGAGGAAAACAUGGAGUCCUCGAGUAAUCAGAACCGGGCUGCAGAUUGGGAGGAAGAUUUUAUGUGACUAAAGAAACUGCCUAAUAAAACGCACACUACAACCAAAUUUUGCAAUGAACAAUAACGCUUCGGCCCAUCCAUCCAUCGAGGCUAUUGACUUGAUACCCCUUUGCUCAACACCGAAUGGCUACGUAAAAGGCGCCUUUUAGUUUUGAAUCACCAAUCACUAAUUCGCAGACUCAUCGUAAACCACCAUUAUAAUCCUACCUCCCUAUUUCCGAGUUUCCCACCUCUUCUCCACACCCCAUUAGACUCCCCGUCCAACCUUUCGCACACCGACACCCCGAACCUUAUGAUCAUUCGGGUUCGGCGCCGCCUCGUAUAAAAUAUUCACCGGCGCGCGACCAAGCUGCAUCCACUCACCACGGAAUCCGAUAUAACUCAAUCUCGUGACAUCAUCCGCGUCAUCACUGAAGUUAU